AUGAAUCCAGCUGCUUGGGCAUAUAAGUUCAUGCUUGAUCGAUUUCGAGCAACUGUAGCAGCGGUUGUAGCAUAUAGCAGUAUAUGUGCACUUUGUACGUCGUUGAUCAGUUUUGCUAUUGUAUUAAUUGUUUCUCUUAUUCCAUUAUACUUGAGUAGAAAUCCAGAUGAUGCAUAUGGAGAAGUUUAUUGUAUUAAUGGGUAUACGUUAACAGCGGGUUUUCAAAUCCCACAAUAUAAUACAACAUUCACAGAUUCAAUGGCUAGCAGAUCAUAUAGUUUUCAAUCGAGUCCGCCCUCAUCCACAGUUACCGGUUCUUGCACAGGUCUUAAUAAUUAUAGAGUUUCAGAAACAGAAAUGGUAUCUGUAACUGAUAAUUGUACCUUUCAAUUGUUAUCGAUAAUUUCUCCACUUCUUCCAAAUGCAAAAGUAUUUAAUAACUAUGCUCUUAGUGAAGCUUGUUAUCGAACUUUGCAAACAUGUUAUUCUGAUUCAUUAUUAACUGCAUGUAUUUUAUCCAACUGUGUUGUAACUGGUUUAUCUAAUGCUGCAAGUGCAUCGUAUCCUUUAACCUAUUACACACUUAGUUGUGCUGCUAAGAUAUACUAUAAAACACGUUGUCUAGAUGCUCCAGCAUCUUCUGGAUUAUACUAUUCUAGUUCUCAGCGGAACAGCGUUUGCCGUCAGCGACGUUUGAAUCGGAUUAAUACAUGUUUAAGCUCUACGGUAUCAUUAAUGAAUGUGCCCUGCAUGAUCAGUGUUUCUAGUGGCCUUGUGACGACUCCUGCAGGAAGUUGUACUCAAAUCGUUACUGCCAACAGUGCUCAAAUAACUAUUACUGAUGGUGCUAUCCCUCCUUGCUCAUCUGGUGUAACUUUUACAUCAUUCAGCAUCAAUCCAUCAUCGACUACACAACCCGUCAGCAAUUUUCCAACUACAUUCUUUGGAGCUUCAGAUCAAACCGAUGGUCAUCCAUAUAGAAUUUCAUCCAUUACUAGUACAAACUUUUAUGCAAAUCAAUCUGGUGCUCUGUACUGUGGCUCUAUAUCACAAGCUGGCAUUGUUGCAGCUGUUAAUACAGCUAUCAGUUCGCAAUCUUCAUGA
Messenger RNA from Adineta steineri, 1104 nucleotides. NCBI's taxonomy places the organism in Eukaryota, Metazoa, Rotifera, Eurotatoria, Adinetida, Adinetidae. The record is from the annotation of a GenBank genome assembly.